Molecule: messenger RNA, 2258 nt
Organism: Peromyscus maniculatus bairdii (prairie deer mouse)
Lineage: Eukaryota; Metazoa; Chordata; Mammalia; Rodentia; Cricetidae
Source: RefSeq, a predicted model, not a curated record
GUCAGUGGGGUGCCCUAAAUCCUAUGGAGUGUUUAGCGCUAGGUGUCCAGCGACCUCAGUCCUGGGUCUGGCAGCCAGGCCAGAGAAAGAGUGGACCUUGCUAGGACUGGUUUGCACGUCCAGCUCGGAGCCGUUGGUGGAGCGAAUCUCUCCUUUUAACCCUUGUUGGACCUCCCUGAGGUUCGGGCUCCGUAGCUCUGCAGCCGCUAGAGCCCUUGCGGCCCGGGGAGGGGCACGGAGCCCGGUGGGCGUGAAUGAAGCCACAGAGCGCUGGAGAGGAGUCAAGGCCUGGCCCCACCCACCCUUCCUGUCCGGAGGUCAGCGCCCACACGUCGCGCGACCCCACCACAGAUGGGACUCUAAGGCCAGAAUGGCAUCUCUGGGGGACAACGCUGACUCGUCCUCUCCAGCCCCACCCUGUGCAGGGACGAAGGCGGGAGGUGGGAGUGGCGGCUGGCGGGACUCGGGGGGCGGAGUCCUCCUUAAAGCCCCGCCUCUGGCUGGGCGCGCUCUUCUUUGGCGCGCGAGCUUAGGUUAGGCUUUGAACUUGGUUCCUGGCUUCGUUCUUUGCUCUGCCUUGCUACAGGGACAAGGAUCCUCCACCCCGAGGUACGGAACCCUGUGAGCUCUUCGCUUUCCCUCGGAGCAUGAGACUGCCUGGAAGAGUAGGGGACGCGGCGGAGCUGCGCAAGAGCUUGAAGCCGCUGCUGGAGAAGCGCCGGCGCGCACGGAUCAAUCAGAGCCUGAGCCAGCUAAAGGGGCUGGUAUUGCCGUUGCUGGGUGCGGAGACUUCUCGCUGUUCGAAGCUGGAGAAGGCGGACAUCCUGGAAAUGACCGUGCGCUUCCUGCAGGAGCAGCCUGCGUCCCCUUACUCCACUGCAGUCUCGGGGCCCUUUGAUAGCUACCUCGAGGGUUACCGAGCCUGUCUGGCGCGCCUGGCCCGCGUGCUGCCCGCCUGCAGCGUCCUGGAGCCGGCCGUGAGCGCGUGCCUGCUGGAGCACCUGCGGCAGAAGACUGUCAGUGGUGGCCCGCCCUCACAGACGCCAACACCCGCCCCUGCUCCAGCUCCCUCUCUGCAGGUGCCUCCUCCCGGCAGCCCUGGCCUAUGGCGGCCCUGGUAGAGUCCUGGAUGUUCCAGGUCAGGGGCCUGGAUGGAGUAGCUGACCAAGGAAGUUCUCCGUGGUGACUGCAUCUCCCUCACUUUGAGAACAGUCUAGCACCAGCACCCUAGCAAGAAUCCGAUGCUUGUGACCUAUCUGCGUGAUGAAGACCUCAAGGGCUCAGCUGGAGGGAAAAGAGUUUCUGGGCAGGAGAGAAAGAACAAAUAAAUGUCUGCAGGGCGAGGAAGAAGCCCAGGCUUGGACUCAAUGGUUCUGGCACUGGGCCAGGCAAAGCUGCCUCAUCAGAGACACACCUGCCCUAGUGUGGGCAGUAGACCAAGCUCUGGCCUUAGAGCUCACCGGGACACCUGCUCUGAUGGGCCACUGCAUUCCCAGCCACACCUGGAUAUACUUCCAGCUCAGCUGGGCUUGUGAACCUCCCCACAAACAGAACAAUGACCUGGGGGACUUUGACCACUUUGGUGGCUCUGCAGAGCACUGAGCAGGGAAAAGGGACACCUAGGGCUUGGCAGUCACCUCCUGCAUCCUAGGCUUCCCCUCCCAGUGAUCUCUACUGCAGGUGGUGAGGACUUGCUAAUUACCCCCCCCCCCCAAGCAUUUAAGGAAGCUGGUGGCUUUGGAGGAGCGGAACCCAGCACAGACUGCAGAGCUCCAGCCUCGGAAUGGCAGGGACCCAGGAGGUAGCAGCAGGUGAAGGAACAUGAACCACCUUGCCUGCUUUGUUUGUUAGUUAAACCACUCCCUGAACCCAGGCAGCUGGGCUACUAGAAGCAACCUGUUCAGAAGUUAUUUCUCCCAAGUGGAAGCGGGAAGCCUAUGAAGACUCAGGGAAGAGGCUUCAGACCCCAGGAGUGGGUGCUCCAGAGAAAGUAGAAUUUGAACCAUGGUCAUUCCAGGCCAUGGGGAUUUGCUGAGCACUGCAGUGAGCCUGCUUCUCCCUCUGCCUGUGCUGGGGACAAGGACACUAAAGCCAAGAAGACCGACUGACCAGGGAAGGGGCAGUCACUGAUCUGCCUGAGCAUCUCUGGUAAAUCUGGGCACUGAUUUGGGUGGCAGGCGGUCGGGAAGUCGAAAGCAUUCUUUAAAAAGAAAGAAAAUCGCCGGGCGGCGGUGGCGCACGCCUUUAAUCCCAGCACU